AUGCCCCCUCCCACGAAACCGCCAAGUUCCGGAGCCCUUCCUAGUGGUGAUUUACAGGCAACUAGUGUGGCUCGGAGCUCCCCAGUCGUCACUAGAGAGAGGGGCGGUCCUCUGGCGAGGGCGAUCCUCCCCGUGGUAGACUUGACGGGCGACAGUCCUGAGCUUCAGCCUAUGACGGCCCAACGCAGACAUAGUGCAAAUGCUCAGACAUCUGAUCUCCAUGGUCAAACUUGGUCGGAGUUCUUGCAAGACCGGUCUUCCGGUGGUCAGGGAUCAGGUGAUGCGAGUUCUAGGAGCUCUCCGCGAACAAACCGAAAACGAAGAUUAGUGAGUGCUGGGGAUAAUAGUAGUCAGCCAGAAAGAGUGCGAAGCUCGAUUCCUGGAGGCCCUUCGAGUGCCCAACCAGGUCUUUCUAGACACGCUUCCUGGGCAAGAAGCAGUUUUGGGACUUCAACGACAGCAUCUGAUAAUGGUGGUACUUCACCCCGAAACUCAUUAGCAAUGGCUCGCCAGCUAAAUUCUUUGAGACAUCGUGAGAGGAGUUUUACAGACUACACUCUCCCAAGAUGGCAGCCUGAUUCAGAGGUGUCUCAUUGUCCAAUUUGCCGGACGGCUUUUAAUUUUUGGUAUCGAAAGCAUCACUGCAGGAAAUGUGGGCGGGUUGUUUGCGCAUCUUGUUCACCUCAUAGGAUCACCAUUCCUCGCCAAUUCAUUGUAAGACCACCAGAAUCGCGCAAACCACUACCCACAAUUGCACAACCGAUCUCAACAAGGGCGGAAAUUAUCAGCCUCAUUCAUGAUGACGAGGAGGAUGUCAACCAACCACCUUCAUCUUCUUCUCGCCAGCAUGAGCAGCAGUACCAAUUUUCAAACCAAGCUCUUGGUGGAGGGGAGGAAGUUCGCCUUUGCAACCCUUGUGUCCCUGAUCCAAAUCCAGAACCUCCUCGGCGGUACAGUAUCAUGGAGUCGACUGGGCGUCAAAGGUCGUCCAACGUUACAGGAAAUAGGCCUCACAUUUCUCUUUCAUCUUCCUCUCUUCGAAGCUCAGAGAUAUAUGAACAUUUGCCGUCCUUCCAUAGGCCUUCUGCUUCCCUUGGAUCAGCUUCCUUUAUUAAUUCAGAAGCAGCCCGCGAACUCCGACGACACCGGGCUCGUAUGACCUACCAGCCUGGAACAUCCGGCCUACAUCAUACAAAUGAAGCAGGUAUGGGAGGCAGGCGAUUACCAUCCUACGACGCGGUUGAUUAUGCAUUUGGAGCCACUAGUCCUGCAUUUCCACCUUCCUAUAGGCAGUCUCAGGAUGUGGAGGACCAAGUUCAGUUUCCUACUUCAUCUUAUUCUCCACGCACUGCUAGCGCUCCUGAUUAUCAGCAACGUCUCAAUUAUUCACCCGCAUAUUCGCUAUCUCAACGCACACAGCUUCACCAUGAUCAUCACCGUCAUCCACAAUUAGAUGCGAGUCGACCACUUCCUCAUCCCCCUAGACAGCGGCCAUCCCAGCGCAUCGAUGAAGCUGAUCUCUGCCCAAUUUGCAAUAGAAUGCUUCCACCUCAAGGACGAGAUGGAAACGAAGAAGCACGAGAAACACAUAUACGCGGAUGUAUCCGUAGUCAUAGUGAUCGUCACGGAGCAACAUCAGAUCGACAUUCCUCCCCCCCUCCUGGUAGCGGUCAGAUGGUGCAUUUCACAGCGACAGAGAAGGACUGCAUCAGCCAGGACGGUACGUCGCAGGAAUGCACCAUCUGCAUGGAAGAGUAUGAAGUUGGUGUGGAGCUAACACGCUUACUUUGUUUCUGCAAAUUUCAUAAGUCUUGCAUUGUUGGAUGGUUUAAGCGCAAGGAGGAGUGUCCCGUGCAUAAAGUUUUAGCUUAG
This is a messenger RNA of Coccidioides posadasii C735 delta SOWgp, 1872 nucleotides long. RefSeq lists its product as uncharacterized. Lineage: Eukaryota; Fungi; Ascomycota; Eurotiomycetes; Onygenales; Onygenaceae. Gene Ontology annotation, molecular function: metal ion binding. The record is from RefSeq and is a predicted model, not a curated record. Gene Ontology annotation, biological process: protein ubiquitination.